AAGAGCUAAGUCCGGAGCAGACCAGCUAUGAGUGCUGCUCCAUGGUUGGCCCUCCUGGGGGUGGCCUUGCUAUCCUUCUCAGGUAGCCAGGCCCUGAAAUGCCAGUGGGGGACAAAUGAGGCGGUGCAGAAUGUGUCGCAGUUGCCCCUGACGUGGACUCCAGGAUGGGCAACCUGUGUGCCGGGUGCGGGGUGCCAGGACACGGCGAUCCUCAUCGUCAGUGGGCCCCAGGUGAACCUGGUGCUGUCCAAGGGCUGUACUCUGGCUGAGGACCACGAGGCUUGCGUCAUCCAACACAGGGCAGGCCCCGGGCUUGCCGUGAUCUCCUACACCCACGUGUGCCGCCACGGGGACUACUGCAACGACUUGUCCACCAGCGCUCUUCUCUGGAGCCCGCCCCCCAGCACAGUGCCAGGGACCGUGCGGUGUCCUGUCUGCCUGUCUAAACAGGAUUGCCCAGAGACCGCUCCGCAGCAGAUGUGUCCCGUGGGGCACUCACACUGCUACAGUGGUGUCCUCAGGCUCCAUGGAGGGGGCAUCAUCUCCAAACUGAGAGUUCAGGGCUGCAUGCCUGAACCAGGCUGCCACCUGCUCAACGGUACCAAGGAAAUUGGGCCUGUGAGUGUGAGUGAGGACUGCAGUUCUAAGCCAGACACCCUGAUCUGUCACCGUGGGACCAUGCUGGUGCAGAGCAAUUCUCAUGAAGAGCCUCAGGAGUGGACCACGCAUUGGAGUGAGAGCUGCAAUCCUGGGCAGAUGUGUCAGGAGACGCUGCUACUCAUAGAUGCAGGACACAGAAUACUCCUUGUGGGCAGCAAAGGCUGUGUCCCGGAGGGGAGAGGAGAGACCCAGGCUGUAUCUCUCCACGCGGGCCACCCUGGCGUCUUGGUGGCCUCCUACGUGCACUUCUGUGCCUCUGACUUGUGCAACCAGGCCCAAAGCAGCAGUGUUCUCCUGGACGACCUUCCUCCCCCUGCUGCCCCUGAGCCUGGAGGCCUGCAGUGUCCCUCCUGUGUGGAUAUGUUUGGGUCCUGCAACGAGUCCUCCCGCUUGAUCACAUGCCCUCAAGGCACCAUGGGUUGUUAUGAUGGUUCCCUUGCUCUCAGUGGAGGUGGAGUGUCCGCCACUGUGAACAUUCAGAGUUGCCUGACCUCGUCCUUCAGCUCCUUUGUGAAUGACACCCAGAACCUGGGAAUCUUCUCUGUGGCAGAGAUCCCUAAGGACAGAGAAGCGGACUCGGCCCCUGGGGCUCAUUCCCUGAGUGGAGCUGCCCCUGCUACCUCCCUGUGGGUGGUGGGGCUGGCCCUGGCCCUGUGUGCUGGGGACAUGGUCCUGGCUGCUAACUCCAUUUCCCCAUGA
Ochotona princeps (American pika) is the source of this 1359-nucleotide messenger RNA. RefSeq names its product CD177 molecule (gene CD177). Gene Ontology annotation, biological process: regulation of integrin-mediated signaling pathway; positive regulation of neutrophil degranulation; cell-cell junction maintenance. NCBI's taxonomy places the organism in Eukaryota, Metazoa, Chordata, Mammalia, Lagomorpha, Ochotonidae. The record is from RefSeq and is a predicted model, not a curated record. Gene Ontology annotation, cellular component: plasma membrane raft; plasma membrane.